This is a messenger RNA of Symbiodinium necroappetens, 308 nucleotides long. The record is from the annotation of a GenBank genome assembly. NCBI's taxonomy places the organism in Eukaryota, Dinophyceae, Suessiales, Symbiodiniaceae.
GAGAUCUUCAACCGGGGGCCCAUUGCUUGCAACGUCGACGCCGUGCCCAUCCUCAACUACACGGGUGGCAUCGUCACCGCGAAGUCGAAGGACACUGACCACUCCAUUUCCGUUGUCGGCUGGGGCACAGAUGACAAGCUGGGCUUCUACUGGCAGGUGCGGAAUUCGUGGGGUGAGUACUGGGGCGAGCAGGGCUACUUCCGCGUUCAGAGCGGUGCUCUGGCAUUGGAGCAGGAUAGCUGCACCUGGGCGACGCCGAAGGACUUCACGGCACCAGAACGGGUCAAUUUGCCCUUCGAUUGCAUCAU